Diabrotica virgifera virgifera (western corn rootworm) is the source of this 2596-nucleotide messenger RNA. RefSeq names its product espin (gene dgo). Bases 530 to 2545 code for a protein of 671 amino acids. Gene Ontology annotation, molecular function: protein binding. The record is from RefSeq and is a predicted model, not a curated record. The transcript has 7 exons. Lineage: Eukaryota; Metazoa; Arthropoda; Insecta; Coleoptera; Chrysomelidae.
GCCAGUUCACGUUUAAAUCGUCAAAAAGAAGGUGAUCUCUUUAAUUCACAGGUGAAAACUAUAUCUCGACGAACAUCUUAACCGCUUUCAUAAUUUAGUUCAUGGCUAAAAAACUACAAAGUGCAUUAAUUAAUGUAGUGUUUUGAUCGCGAGCUGCAUCAACGGUCAAUGUGUGCUUAGCCACUUGUGACGUGCGGGCUAGAAGUUACUUCUUCAUUUGUUUUGAAUGCCCGGUCUCGGUGACGAAUUCUGUAAUUCUGACCUCUUCAAUUACAACUAAAAUUAAAUAUUCUCUGUAUUAAUUGCUCUUAAUUGAUUGUUAAAUUAGUGAAUGAAUGAUCCCGCGAGUUGCGAUGGAUUAAAUAUGAAAAAGGUGUGGAGGAAUGUGAUGAUAGGCACGCGAAGAAGUGGAUGUGCAUUCUUAUAGGUACUGGGUACUCUCAUACCUACCUGAUGGUGUUCUUGGCUGAUAUGUAGUACAGGCACGGAGCUGAGGUACCUACCCAGGUGAUAUGUCGGAUGGCCCUGAAUGAUCCACAGCGGUGCCGUAGGCGGCGCAACUCCACCAACUUUGGGGGCGGAGCUCCGGGCAGCGGCCGCUCGCGGUGAUGUGGCAGCAUGCAGAAGACAUUUGGGGGCGGCACGGUUGGUGCGGUUCUCGCGUGAUGAACACGGUCGUACCGCGCUGCACUUGGCGGCGGCAAAUGGCCACCGAGAAGUGGUACGGCUGCUACUAUCGGUGGCCGCCCCCCGCGAAGUCGACGGACCGGACGGAGCUGGUUGUUCGGCGUUGCAGAGGGCGGCCGCCAGCGGGCACGAGGAGGUGAUAACACUGGUACUGGCGAGAGGGGCGGAGGUUAACGGACAAGAUAGUGUACACGGCAACACAGCACUUCACGAAGCUUCCUGGAAAGGACAUAGCAAAAGCGUUCGGCUACUGGCAUCUGCUGGCGCUGAUCUCAAUCGUUGCAACGGUGGGGGAUUCACAGCCCUUCACCUCAGCUGUCAAAACGGUCACAACCAAUCGUGUAGGGAGUUACUGCUAGCUGGGUGCAAUCCAGACAUCCAGAAUAAUUAUGGUGAUACUGCUUUACAUACUGCUGCAAGGUAUGGUCACGCUGGCGUCACACGCAUUCUGAUCUCAGCUCAAUGCCGCGUUUCCGAACAAAACAAAAACGGAGACACGGCUUUGCACAUAUCUUCUGCCAUGGGACGCAGGAAACUGACGAGGAUUCUUCUGGAAGCUGGCUGUGAGAAGAGCGUGCGCAACAAACAAGGAGAGACUGCUCGAGACAUUGCCAUGAGGAAAGAUCUGUUCGAGAUUCUGGAUAUAUUGGAUGAAGGUGGAGUCGGUAGGGAGGGAAGAAAGGGGAUACGAGGUACCAAGAAGAGAUCGAAGAGCAAAGUUAAGUUUGAAGACGCCGUUGAUAGUAAAGAGGUGCCACAUGAACAACCCAAACCCUGGUCUCCAUAUGGAUGCCAUUAUUUUCCAGAUCCGAAAAAUUUUCCAUCUCCUAGGUUGGAUUCUCUUCCACAAGAACCUUUGAAAAAGGGCGAACAGUAUUAUUUAGAUCUAGCAGGUAACAUUUGCAAAGGUCCCAUAGGUGUAGGCUACACUUGUUAUUGCGCACCGUUAUUCAAGCACCUUGAAGCACGCAUCGAGAGGGACAAGAAGGAACUGCAGAGGGCGCACUUCAGGCUUCGACAGAGGGUCAUCGGCUUGGAGCAGAAACUCAAGCGAGGACAGCAAGGCAGAAGAUCCGAGAGGGUGCUGGCGUCUAGUAGUAGAGAAAAAGAGGUUUCCUUGCCUAGAUCUAAGAGUUUGGAGAUGUUGUACGAGGCUGAAAAGCCUCAGUUGCAAGCUACGAGGAGUAUGGAUGAAUUAGAUCCCCCCGACGAAGAUAAUCCAGACAACGCCCGACCUUCAGUCAAAGAACUAGUAGCCAGAAUCCAACAACUGAACUGUCAAACAAACAACGGCAACGACAGCGAAAGCAGCGACGAAGAAGAGCUUCCAGUACGCAAAAAACCACCAGCCGAACCCUCCGUUGUAGGUCCGUCCUCUCUGGACUUCCCCGGUGAUGCCCCUCCGCGAAGCAGGACAGGCGUGUACAGUCCCACGAUAGUGAAUAGUGUCAUGGUGAACCAGAACCCGCGCUAUAUCGAACCCAUAGUUGAAAUUCGAGAAGGUACAAAACAAUAUAGUGAUAGUUACGGGGUUUACCCCCCACAGCUUCCUGUGAAAAGACCCCAAAUGUACCAGACCGACCUAGGAUUCGUCGAGCCAUACAAGAUUCAGUAUUACGACAAUGCUGUAGCAGAAAGACGCGUUUUGAACAGUGCUAAAGUGUACGAAAAUGACCCCGCGAAGCCCCCCAGGUUAGAAAUGAACUAUGCCGGUACGAAUGUCCCUGAUAAUGUCGACAGGGACACAAAUAAUGAUUCAGGUUAUUCCACUAAAGUAUAUGGAAGCUCCAAGGGGAAUUCCCCCAGUUUGUGUGGGAAGAUAGACGGGGAUGGCCUUGGAGCUUCUAGUUUAGUUUAAUAUAUUUUUUUGUUUCUCACUAAAGGAACUUUAAAUAAACGUUGAUAUAUU